This is a messenger RNA of Tarenaya hassleriana, 1679 nucleotides long. Its product is annotated as AT-hook motif nuclear-localized protein 13-like. Gene Ontology annotation, molecular function: minor groove of adenine-thymine-rich DNA binding. Lineage: Eukaryota; Viridiplantae; Streptophyta; Magnoliopsida; Brassicales; Cleomaceae. The record is from RefSeq and is a predicted model, not a curated record.
CUCUCUCUCUCUCUCUCUCUGAGAGCGCUACAGAGAGAGUGGUUAGCUCACACGCUUUGGCUUAAAACUCAAAAUCCUGCAUUUUCUCGGUCUAUUUUCUCGGCAUCCAAACAGAAAAAAAGGGGUCAUAAGGAAAAAAUCUUCCGGAAGAAUUCUUCUUCCUUGGCUUAUGGAUUCCAGAGAAGUUCCACCGCCGCAGCCGCAGCAGCAGCAGCAGCAGCUGCAACCACCCCCCGCCAUGUUAAUGGCCCACAACCCCUUCCACACUAGCAGAAACCCUAACGCUGCCGCCAUGAUCGGCCCUGCUUCCACAUCUCCCGCGAUCCACCACUCCUCCGCUUCCGGCGCCGGAGUCCGCCUGCCCUUCGGCUCCCUCCAGCACUCUCACCAGCACCAGUCUCAGCCUCCUCCUCCGCCGCCGCCGCAGAUGGAGCAGAAGGUGCUCGAUUCCCUCGGAUUCGACGGAUCGCCUUCCUCCGCCGCCGCCCAACACUCGAUGCGCUUCGGAAUCGAACAGCAGACGAAGAAGAAGCGAGGCCGCCCGAGGAAGUACGCUCCCGAUGGCAACAUUGCCCUCGGUUUGGCUCCCACUUCCCCUCUCCCUUCUGCUUCCAAUUCUUACGGGGGCCCCCGUGAUGGCGGCGGAUCCAACGCCAACUCCGCCGAUACACCUGCUAAACGCAACAGGGGACGUCCUCCUGGCUCCGGCAAGAAGCAGCUCGACGCAUUAGGAGGAACAGGAGGGGUAGGGUUUACACCUCAUGUAAUUGAGGUCAAGACAGGGGAGGACAUAGCAUCAAAGGUUAUGGCUUUCUCACAGCAAGGACCUCGUGCAAUCUGUAUUCUCUCUGCAACUGGAGCUGUCUGUAGUGUGACUCUUCGCCAGGCUACCAAUUCUAAUGGUGUCGUUACAUAUGAGGGUAGAUUCGAGAUCAUAUCACUGUCAGGAUCAUUCUUGAAUUCAGAAAGCAAUGGAACUGUCAACAGAACCGGUAGCUUGAGUGUAUCAUUAGCUGGCCCUGAUGGCCGGAUUUUGGGAGGCGGUGUAGCCGGAAUGCUAGUAGCCGGAUCAAAAGUUCAGGUGAUUGUUGGGAGCUUUGUACCAGAUGGAAGGAAACAGAAACAAAGUGGAAAUGCCCGAGGAUCGAAUCCCGAACCAGCCUCUGCACCAUCAGGCAACACAUUGAACUUUGGGGGAGGAACUGCGAGUGGAAUGCAGAGGAGCCCGAGAUCGCAGGGGCAAUCGAGCGGGUCGUCGGAGGAGAAUGACAGCGGAUCAUCUCCGAUGCGCAGAAGCAGCAUCAAUCACGGGGGGAUGUACGGUGGUAACUCAGCCGCUGCCCAACAAUCUCUUCCCCACCCUAUGCACAUGUACCAUCUAUGGGGCCACAAUCCUCAAUAAAACCCUUUCCCCCAAACCAAAAAAAAAAGGUAUCCGCUCGUUCGGAAAUUUGUGAGAGGUUUGCUUCCUAUGUUCCUAACACGCUUCUAAACUCUUUUUUGGUAUUUUUUUAGCUUUAAUUUUAGAUGAAUAGAGAGAUGUUAGUAUGAAUCAGUUGGCUUUAGGCUUAGCUUUUGUUUUGUUUUUUUGGGUUCAUUUAUGUUUUCUGUGUUUGUUUCAUGUGGACUCCUCCUUACUAUAAGCCAUAACGAGUAUCCUGUUUUGCCCGUUUGGUUAU